Anolis carolinensis (green anole) is the source of this 2591-nucleotide messenger RNA. Its product is annotated as carboxymethylenebutenolidase homolog. The record is from RefSeq and is a predicted model, not a curated record. Gene Ontology annotation, molecular function: hydrolase activity. Lineage: Eukaryota; Metazoa; Chordata; Lepidosauria; Squamata; Anolidae. The coding region runs from base 218 to 955 and encodes 245 amino acids. The transcript has 6 exons.
GAAGGAGGAGGAGUUUCAAUCACCUUCCAUUUCUUAAUUCAGUGUCACGUUUUGAGCGUUUUAUAACAAGUGGACUCUGUUCUCUGUCUCCAGGCUUGCUACAGAAACUACAGCAAGCACUGCUAGGGAAUCAGAAGGUAUUCAUUGACAGCAAGUUCUCUUGUGAAAUUUAUCAACCUUUUUUCCUACUAAGGGACUGGAAGACUCUUGUUUGCAGAUGGCAAAUGAAGCAAAACCUUGUCCAUGCAACCUUGGAGACAAGUUUGACUAUGAAGGGCAGGGACAUGAAGUUUCUGUUGAACACAUCAGGGCUUAUCUGACCAAGCCUCCUCAUCAUACUGACAAAGCGGUCAUAGUGAUACAUGACAUUUUUGGAUGGCAGCUACCAAAUACCAGAUACAUGGCUGACAUGCUUGCAUCUAAGGGAUACAUAGCAAUUGUCCCAGACUUCUAUAAAGGACAAGAACCUUGGAAACCAUCUGAUGACUGGGCAAGAUUUGAUGAUUGGAGAAAAACACGUGAUUCCAAAGAUACCAACAGGGAAACAGAUGUUGUCUUGAAGUACCUGAAGGAACAAUGCAAUGCUAAGAAGAUAGGUGUUAUUGGAUUUUGCUGGGGUGGAGCUGCUGUUCAUCAUUUGAUGUUGAGAUAUUCUGAAUUUAAGGCUGGUGUAUCAGUUUAUGGAGUCAUCCGGUUUCAAGAGGACAAUUACAAUCUGAGGAACCCCACAUUUUUCAUUUUUGGAGAGAAAGAUGAACAUAUUCCUCUUAACCAAGUUGCUGAACUAGAGCAAAACCUGAAAAAACAAUGCAAAACCGAUUUUGAAGUGAAAAUUUAUCCAGGACAAACCCAUGGCUUUGUACAUCGAAAAAGAGAAGACAUUAACCCUGAAGAUAGGCCUUGCAUUGAAGAAGCAAGGAAGGACAUGCUUAAUUGGCUGAACAAAUAUAUCUAACAGUCUGUUAUAUGUUAAUAGCAAAAACAAUUAAGGGUUUUUCUUAAUGAAGAAUUGCAAUGCUGAGCACAUCUCACAAUACACCGUUUCCCCAAGAACCAACAGUUUCAUGUUGGCCAGAUAAUGUUAUAAUGACUUCAGAAUAAUUAAUGGUGAUUUUGCUGCUGCCAUCACCUAUCUAACUCAAGAUCAAAUGCAUCUUGUAUGACCCUUCGUUUCCUAUUUCUAGCAACAAAUUGAUUUUGAAACAGCUUUUUGCUUACAUUAAGAAAUAACAUGUUAUUUCUUCCACACUGAAGCCUACCGUUUUAAAGGAAUAAAAAAAAUCACAGAUCAAUGUUAAAUAGAUGCUAUAGAAAAUAAUUGUGCCGGAUCACUUUUUUCAUGCUUCAUCUUAGUAUAUAUCUAGAAUAGACUUGUCAACCUACCAAGGGAACACACUAUGCCUCUGAACGGGCUGUGCUUCACCACCUUUAUCUCCAUGCCACUUUCCUAAACAUAAAAAAGAAUUCCUCAGCCAAGUUGUCUUCAUUUGAAUGCAAGAUCCUGUUCUAGCAAAGAUCAAGUCCCAGCUUUUAAAAAGGGCCUAAUUUUGUAGUCAUAUGUAGAGGGGCUCACAUAAAGAAUAGUCCUUCACAGUGAAGCCCCUUCUACACUGACGCUAUGGUGUAGCUUGGAACCGGUUUGGGAGAAACUGGUUUCGCUGAUCAGACUUUCUUGUGACUUUUUAAAAACACCGUUUCCUGUUUAACCCAUGCUGCAGCACAUAUUGCCCACUGUCAAUUGUCUCAAGUCAACUUGGAGCUGCAUUAUAUAGAAAGUGUUAGAUGGCCCUGAGACACAUUUCUCUCAGCAGGGAUUAUUUCACUGUUGCCAGAAUAAAAUGCUACACUCUCCUCAAAAUAAAUAAGCAACCAAAGCAGUAAACAUGUUCGUCAAUAUUAAUAGCCAAGCUGCUUACCUUCAGGAUUUGUAUCUGUUUUCUAGUUCUAAAGUUUCAAAACAAAACUUUAUGUUUCCAACUGGAAAGAAAUAUUUUCUGCCUAUGUGUAUUCUGACUCUUUAGAUAUUGGUGAAUAUUCAUUACGCAAACAGAAAUAAUCAUGUGAACAUGAGACAUUUUUAUAACUUGUGAUAUCCUGAAAUAUCCAUGGGAUCAGCAAAUACCCCAACAGUGAUUAAAUGCAUGCUUUUUAUUAAUAAACUCUAAAUGUAUGCUUUUUCAUUUAUGUGCAUACUAAAGUGUUUGUUCUUUGAAGUCAUGAUUUUGGAUUCAUUAUUAAAUUUUCCUGUAAUCCCAUCUAUUCUUCAUCUUCACUGGCAGAUCUGAUUUGGCUGAGAUUCGUCAGUAUCAAGAAUCAUAUAACCUCUUAGUUUUAAAAUAAAUAUAGUGGUUCAUCAUCUACAAAAUAUAAUUUUAAAAGGACAGCCUCAGAGAGAUAAUGUGCAGCUAGGUACCCAUCUAAGCUGUUCUGUGUAUAAUUUAUAAUUUCUUCAUUUCUGUAAUGUCUCAAAAUUACUUUGUGGUAGAACCAUAUAUGUUCAUUUACAUACAAGUGUAUAUUAAUAGUCCAGGCAGUAGCUAGCAUAUAUUCUUUAAUUGUUGAGGUAAUAAAACAAGCCAUUGUUAUAAUGA